Carassius carassius (crucian carp) is the source of this 2168-nucleotide messenger RNA. RefSeq names its product complement C1q-like protein 4. NCBI's taxonomy places the organism in Eukaryota, Metazoa, Chordata, Actinopteri, Cypriniformes, Cyprinidae. The record is from RefSeq and is a predicted model, not a curated record. Gene Ontology annotation, molecular function: protein binding. The coding region runs from base 1192 to 1914 and encodes 240 amino acids. The transcript has 4 exons.
GUGUGUGUGUGUGUGUCUGGAGUGUGAAAAUCUCACAGGUGUCGGAGUCAGAAGUCCAGCGCUGUUGCUGUUUUAUUAUUUCUCUCGACAAAACGAACGACAAAAGCGGAAGUUUCAUUCACGCGUGCAGUCAGUAACGGUCUGAGGAAUAAAUAAGUCUGUUGCUGAAGUAAAGAGAGGAGUCUGCGUCUGCUGAAGAUGCAUAUGAAUUACGUUCACCUUUAAUUUAUUUCGGAACUCAGCAAAUGUAAGGACAGACAACAGAGGACGAUUUUUCAUCUUCCAUAAACACAGAAGUGAAGUUCAAUUUCUGUGGAAUUUCCCAGUCCUGCCAGAGCGACUACAGGGGUCUUUCAUUUGUUCCUGAAAAAUUAAUAAUAAUAUUCUGUAGGAUCAAUAGAUUGUGGCUCAUCAGAUUUUGAUGCAGGGCGUUGGACAGAUUUCAUUGUACAGGAUCAGUUUUUUUUAAAAUGUGGAACUCUGGAUGACAGAUUGUUUCGCCACAUCUGGCAGGUGUUUGGUUUGACUUCAUUUGAAUUUUGUUUUUCAAGCAGAUAACUUUGUGAUUUCAUCUAGUUGUUGUUCACUUAUGCAAAAGAAAACUUCAGAGCAACUUCUUUGUUUUAGAGAAUACACUGUAUAUUUAAUGUUAACAAACAAGGGGAUGAAUCAAAAGAUUUGUAUUGUUAUUAGCAAAGAAAUUCCCACACUUUAAAAAUACUGUAUUGCAUUGUAUUGCAAGUAUUUCCAUAUAUUAGGUGACCAAGAGCCACCUUGUGUUUCUGUUAUAAUCUUUCAUUCUCUUCCGUGCCUCACCUUUGUGUUGCAGCCACCACUGUCCCUAUUUGUUCUUCCAGAUCUUGCUGUCGCUCUCCACUCUGUCCUACCACUAGUCCCAUCGCACCCUCUCCUUUCUGUAUGCUCCACGCUCUUCUAAGUCUCCUUGUCUCAUCCAUAAAUUCAUCUUCUAUCCUUCUCCCCACUGGCCUCAUUCCUCAAUAGAUAUCUGUGGCUCUUUGGCUGUUCUUUUGUACUCAAACGCACAUUUGCUUUCACACUUGUGCAAGUUUUUCUCUAACUUUCACACUGGCGGGCACCAUUGCACCUAAAGGAGAGGAGGACUUUCUAACACUUGCUGCCUCCAGGCUCAGCCGUCGCAAGCGUGUCAUAGGAGUGGCCGUGGGUGUGGCCAUGGUUCUGAUUCUCCUGGUCACCAUCCCUUUACUGGUCCACAGCACUAAAGGAGGAGGAGCCAGCAAUGCGGGAAGUCAUUAUGAAAUGCUAGGAAGUUGUCGGAUGGUUUGUGACCCCUACACCACAUCUCACGGCCAGGAGCUAACGGCUGUUUCACCCGCACCUCCUGACUUCCCAAACCGGAAAGGGAAGUCUGGGUAUCGGGGACCUCCAGGAAUUCCAGGACCACCUGGACCACGAGGACCACCUGGAGAGCCUGGAAAGCCAGGUCCACAAGGGCCCCCGGGUCCUGGGCCUGGCGGUUACGUGCCAUCAUUCUACAGUCCUAAGAUUGCGUUUUACGCAGGACUGCGCAAGCAACAUGAAGGCACUGAUGUGCUCAAGUUUGAUGAUGUGGUGACAAAUGUUGGCAACUACUAUGAACCCAGCACUGGAAAAUUCACAUGCCCUCUACCUGGUAUCUACUUCUUCACAUACCAUGUCCUGAUGAGAGGAGGAGAUGGGACCAGUAUGUGGGCGGACCUCAAGAAGAACGGACAGGUGAGGGCCAGCGCUAUCGCCCAGGAUGCUGAUCAGAAUUAUGACUACGCCUCCAACAGUGUGAUUCUGCAUUUAGAUGUGGGAGAUGAGGUCUGUGUGCAGCUGGACGGAGGGAAAGUCCACGGAGGAAACACCAACAAAUACAGCACGUUCUCUGGCUUUCUCAUCUAUGCUGACUGACCUGCUCUACACACUCAGAUGUACUGUGUAUGAACACACACACUCAUACAGUAACGUACAAACACCGAACAGGCUUGAAAGAAAUGGACGUGGUUCAUACGGAGCGUAAGGGCUUCUCAGACAGAACGGCAACCAAUUCCUUUCAUAAAACAAGAGGAUUUCUGUUUGUAUUUGUGUAAAUUAUAACUAUCUUACAGAUUGUAAACUACUCCCAAACUUAAAUUAAAAUGCAUAUAAAUAUAUGUCUAUAUCUA